Messenger RNA from Emiliania huxleyi CCMP1516, 429 nucleotides. RefSeq lists its product as hypothetical. Lineage: Eukaryota; Haptophyta; Isochrysidales; Noelaerhabdaceae. Gene Ontology annotation, cellular component: chloroplast. Gene Ontology annotation, molecular function: chlorophyllase activity. The record is from RefSeq and is a predicted model, not a curated record. The transcript has 2 exons. Gene Ontology annotation, biological process: chlorophyll metabolic process. The coding region runs from base 1 to 429 and encodes 142 amino acids.
AUGUUGCCGAUUCUGUCGCUCUCCCUGAGUCUCUCCACCGCAUCGCCUCCCACCCCUACCUUCCCCGCCGCCUCGCGAUUCAACUUCCGUGGAAGCGACUGCGCCUACUACGUCGCUGGCUCCGGUCCUCCCGUUGUGCUGCUGCACGGUUUCGCCGGCUCGGCGUACAACUGCUGGCGGAGCACCGUCCCGGCGCUCGCAGCGACACACACUGUCUACGGAAUCGACCUCUUGGGCCUCGGCGCGAGCGCUCAGCCGGUCGUCGAGUACUCCAUCGACCUCUGGCGCGAGCAGUGCGCCGCCUUUGGCACGCCUGCCCGCGCGGUGGGCAUGAUGAACUGCGGCGUCGGAAUGAACAACAAGAACGCGCUCAAGGCGCAGCCUCGGCGCAACCUCGGCGCAGCCUCGGCGGAUCUCGACGCCGUCUGA